CCUCCCUCAACGUCCGACUUCCAAGUGGAGCGAUCACCGAAAAACAAAACCUCGCCACGAGGACCGUACACUAGAAGCGGUGCUAAACUAUUUGACGAAAUCCUUACCCAGAUCGUCUGCUUACACCAUAUGAUGUCACUCGCAUUAUUCGUGUCAACCUUGAGAGGUAUUUCGCAAGAGUGAGCGCCGUUGAGGUGCAGCGGCGUUUAGUAUGUCGCCUGCUCAGUAAGGGAUCGUUCUGACGACAUUCUGGAACCCCCGAGACCAUCGUCAUUCUUUGAAAUCCAAAUGGCGACGGUUUCGGCCAUCCAGUUGGGGUUGACCGGGCUCCUUUGUAGGUAUAAAGUGAGGUAGAUUCGUCGCAGAAGUUUGAGGUUAUUGGGCAUGAUCGACAACAAAAUUGAAAACCAUCUCGGCACAGCAUCUUUUCAUCCAAACGGAGAAGAUUGAUAACCUCCCUUACCAGCACUCCAUUCUCACCUUACACCAAACUUCUGAGGCAAAGCAUUCACAAUGGCGUCAAACCAAACCCUUCUCGUCACAGGCGCCAACGGCUACAUCGGCACCCAUGUCGUCGGCCUCGCUCUCGAACGCGGGUACAACGUCCGCGCAACGGCCCGCUCCGAGUCUUCAAUCAAUAACCUUCGUUCCCUUUUCCCAGAAUCUUCCCACCGACUCUCCUUCGCUAUCGUCCCAGACAUCACCAAGCAUGAAUCCUACCAAGACGCACUUGCUGGCGUGACGGGCAUCAUCCACACCGCAUCCCCCUUUAUCCUCAACCCUAAGAACAACGAGACGGACCUCCUGCAGCCUGCCAUUAACGGCUCGCUUGCCAUCCUCGAAGCCGCGAGGCUAUACGGUUCCGAGGUGAAGCGCAUCGUCAACGUUUCGUCGUUUGCGUCUAUCGUCGACUUGGCCAAGGGAUACCGCCCGGGCCACACCUACACCGAGGACGACUGGAACCCGAUGAGCUACGAAGAGGCGUCCAAGACGGACAGCGGCGCUGCGGCGUACUGCGCCUCUAAGGCACUCGCGGAGAAGGCCAUGUGGCGCUGGAUGGGUGAGAACACGGCCGUGGCGUUCACUCUGGCCAACAUCUGCCCGCCGUGGGUGUUCGGCCCGUACCUCGGCACUCCCGACCUUGGCCGCCUGAGCGAGUCGAUGGGGCUUCUCUGGAAGCUGGUUGACGCAAAGGAGGUCCCGCCGACGGACUUUGGCGGCUACGCUGACGUGCGGGACGUCGCACGAGCGCUGGUCGGCGCGGUCGAGACGCCGGCAGCUGGAGGCGAGCGGUUCCUCGUCGGCGGAGGAUUCGACUGGCAGACUGCGGCGGAUCUCGUCCGCGAGGAGGUUCCGGAGGCGAAUACCAGGGUCCCAGAGGGACGUCCGGGGUACGGGAGGACAGAAGAGCGGUACGCUGUUGACGGGAGCAAGGCGGAGCGGGUGCUGGGGCUGAAGUAUACGCCCCUGAACGCUACUUUGAGGGACUCCAUUCAGCAGUUGAUCGCGGUGGAGAAGGCUUCCAAGUCUGCUUGAGUUCACGUAUUGGCAUUUUACAUUUGGUCCCUGGUUUUCGAAAGCGAUGCAGCGUAGAAUAUAGACAUAGUGCGAACAU
This is a messenger RNA of Colletotrichum destructivum, 1615 nucleotides long. RefSeq names its product Putative NAD-dependent epimerase/dehydratase, NAD(P)-binding domain superfamily. The transcript has a single exon. Gene Ontology annotation, molecular function: oxidoreductase activity, acting on the CH-OH group of donors, NAD or NADP as acceptor. The record is from RefSeq and is a predicted model, not a curated record. Bases 514 to 1536 code for a protein of 340 amino acids. NCBI's taxonomy places the organism in Eukaryota, Fungi, Ascomycota, Sordariomycetes, Glomerellales, Glomerellaceae.